GCGGCAAAGAAAACAAACUGUUAUAAUUGAAUUAAAUUUUUUGUUUUUUUUAUUUAGAAUCGUAAUUAUAUGUAUAACAUAUGAGUAAAAUAUAUAAAAAUUAUUUAUAUAAUACAAAAAUUAUAAAAUAAUACAACGAAAAAAUAGAAAAUAAAAAUGAAUGAAUGAAAAAAAAAAUUAAAAGUAAAACUUACAUAUAUAUAUACAUGCACAUUAUAAAAGCUAAAACAUAUACAUAUAUAAUAUUGACAAGUUUAAAUUAAUAAUUGACUUUAUUACUUUGGAUUAAUUACUAUAUUUUUAUAAUAUAUCAAUUAGAAAUCAAAAUACUAAAAGAUUUUAAAACUCAGAAUCUUAAAUAAUAGGAAGUAUUCAAUUAUUUACAUAUAUUAAUUGAAGAAUUAUCAUCCUCCUUCAAAAUAUUAGUGCAAAUGAGAAAGCGUCGAGUACGUAUUUUUUACAUAACUUAGCUUACCACAAACUUAAUUUCAAACAUGGAUUGGCUAUUGACGAAUCCCCAAAUAUUUAGUACAUUUUCAUCUUUGGGUUUUCUGAAAGAUGAUAUUUAUGAGAUUAACCCUAAUGCUUUAGCUACCUUAGAAGAAAUUAAUUUAAAAUUAAUUUACGAAGAUCAAACGCUACGUACAUUUCGCCGAGCUAUUGGUUUUGGUCAACAUGUCAAAGCAGAUUUAAUACCACUUCUAAUUCACGUUAGAGAACCAGAAAUUACAGAUGCUGUUAUAAGAAUUUUAGUUAAUCUAACAGUUCCUGUAGAAUGUUUAUUUUGUGUUGAUAUAAUGUACCGAACUGAAGUAGGUCGCAACACAAUAUUCGAACUAAAUAAACUUCUUAUAACUAGCAAAGAAGCUUUUGCUGACACAAAAAGCAUUAAAUCUGUUUUAGAUCGUAUAAAAUCCAUUCUAGAUGGAGAGUCGAAAAAAUUGUCAUUAGCACAAUGUGAUAGUAUCAAUAAUUGUUUAUUGCUAUUACGAAAUAUAUUACAUAUUCCAGAAAAUAGCCUAACAGGUCCUCAUAGCAGCAGCCUCAACAACACAACGGGAGCAAAUGGCGGACAAACAUCUUUGCAAAACACGAUUGUAUGGAAUUUAUUCAUACAAAGCAUUGAUAAAACUUUGCUAUUUUUAAUGUCUUGCCCACAAAGAGCCCAUUGGGUUGUUACAAUGGUGCAACUAAUUGCCCUAAUGUAUAAGGAUCAGCAUGUUGGUACAUUGCAAAAAUUAUUAAAUAUGUGGUUUGAAGCUUCCCUUUCAGAAAGUUCAGAAGAUAACGAAAGUAAUACUACCCCACCAAAUAAAGGGAGCGGGGAUUCAAGCCCAAUGUUGACAUCAUCCGAUCCAACUUCCGAUUCAUCGGACAAUGGUGGUAGUGGAAACAAGGAAACGUCCGAAGAUCGCCGUCAGACGUGUCUUAAUAAAGAAACAGAGGCAACAUUGCAAGAGGUAAGCCGUAAAGGUCAUGAAUAUCAAAAUGCUAUAAUGAGAAUGCCACCAGCAAUAAAAAAGGAAUCUAAACACUUAUUACAAGAACAACAAGAUUUUGAAUCAACAUCUCAAGGAAAUUGUUCAAAAAAACAAUAUGUAGGGGACCAAAGAUACCAAACAAUAUCUAAUGAGUCAAAAAUAAUUCAAAAACCAUCUCCAACAACAAAACCAGCUGAUCCAGAAAACACUUCCCAUGUUAUAUUUGCUUCACCACCAGCAAAAUCAAAAAUUGAAAUUGUUGUAAGAACUAUUUCAUUGAAAUUAAUAUAAAAGUCAGAAUUAAAUUUUUUACAGAAAAAUAACCACAACCAGGCGUUCAAAAGUCCUCAUUCUGGAAUAUUAUGUAAUGGCAAGUGUCCUGCGCAAAAACGUGAAUGUCCGUCUUCAACUUCUGAACUUUCCGAUUGUGGCUAUGGAACACAAGUUGAAAAUCAAGAAUCGAUUUCGACAUCGAGCAAUGAAGACGAUAGUCCACUCCAGAAGCCUGUACAUCAUCAAAAACCAAGGACAAAGCAACAUCCAAACGUCUCUCCUUUAGAAAAAAAGGAAUGGAGGAGAAAAAAGUUAGUUAAACGAAGUAAAAGUAACAUAAUCAAUAUGAAAGGAUUGAUACAACAUACCCCAACUGAUGAGGAUAUCUCGAAUAUAUUGAAGGAAUUUACUGUUGAUUUCCUACUAAAAGGAUAUAAUUAUCUUGUUCAAGAACUUCACGCACAACUUUUAGAAAAUUUGAAAUUUCCCAUGGACACAUCUCACUUCUUUUGGUUGGUUACAUACUUUCUUAAAUUUGCUUCCCAACUUGAGUUAGAUUUAGAACAUAUUAGUUCCGUUUUGAACUACGAAGUUGUUUCAUAUCUAACUUUUGAAGGCGCGAUGUUGUGUGAGCAGCUGGAGUUAACGUCUAGACAAGAAGGAGGUGAUAUGAAACCAUUUUUAAGAAGAUUACAUUUAGUAGUGACGGCAAUAAGAGAAUUUUUACAAGCACUUGAUACAUAUAAGAAAAUAACACAUUUAUCCCAAGAAGAUCGUCAAUAUUUAAAAAAUUUAACACUACAAGUUUGUGCAAUUGAAGAUUUGAGAAAUUUGUUUUUACUAUUAAUACGCAAGUUCAAUCCGAUGUGGAAUAGUAGACAAUACCUGCAGGAUAUAAUUGUUACAAAUCAUGACCUCUUAGUAUUAUUAGAUAAUGUUACAAAGUCAGAAGAUAAACAUUUAAUUAAUUUCAAUAUAACAGAACAUGUGCCUCAAUUUGCUCAAGUUGAAAUAAUGCAUCACUAUGCGCUUUUAUUAGAUGAUUUUCGAGAAAACGGUGAAUUUGUGAACGACUGCGUGUUUACAAUGAUGCAUCAUAUUGGAGCUGAUUUAGAACAAGUUCAGUUAUUAUUUCAACCACUUGUACUGAAAACAUUUUCCCAAAUUUGGGAAUCUGAAUUUGAAGUUUGUGAUGACUGGUCUGAUUUAAUUGAAUACGUUAUUCAUAGAUUUAUGAAUUCACCACGAAAUAAUGCAUUUGUUGUAUCAUGUGGAUCUUUAACAGAAAUGACAAAAGAACAUAACAUGAAAAAUAGUGAUUGUGUAUGGACACAGGAAGAAAAAGAUGUUUUGUAUUGGCACUAUGUACAAAGUAAAAAAUCAAAAGAUAUUGUUGGAAAAAUUCGUCAAUUGUAUAAAGAAAAUGGAAAUAGUGAAAAAUCUCGAAUGUCUGUUAUACAACAAUUAUUGCAUCAGGAUGUAGUGACACUCGUUGAAUAUGAUGAUUUAAUGAAACUGGAGGAUACCGAAUACGAAAAGAAAUGUAACAAAAGACAAUUAUCAAGUAGCACAUCAGAAUCAGGAAUUGAUCUUAAAGAUUCAUUAACAGGAACUAGUAAUACAUCAAAAAAUCAGAGCAUGGACAAUAUUCAGUAUCUAAAAGCUCUGUUGGUGAAAGAAGGAAAAUCACGAAUUAUACAAUGGCUUCAAAAAGUCCUCUUAGAAUGUUGUUAUGUCAAACUAAAUAUUGAUUAUGGUAAACUUGAACAACAAACUGUGUUUGAAAAAGAAAUUAAGAUUCGGGUAAUGGAAUCAAUCCCAUAUCAUUGUAUAUUGAGAAAAAAGUCAAUCCCAUUAGUACCAUGGAACACUGAUCAAUCUUCUGCGAUGAUUUAUAAACCAUUUGUAAUGUUAUUGCACAAGUUGGGUUUUCAUUUGCCGGCUGAUUCUGGUAGUAUUUUUGCAAGAAUUCCUGAAUUUUGGACAGCAGAUAUUAUGUACAACAUUGCUCACAGAUUAGGACCAAUUGAUAAAAAUAUGUUAAAAUUCGACAUCAAUUUAUUACAUAAUAUAGAGCAACAAACAACUGAACUUGGUACUGAAGAAGAGACAAAAUGUUCCGAUAAUAUAAAUCAACUCUAUUCAAUACCACCAAUUAAGCAUUCUAAUUCUAUUAUAAGGUUUACACCAGAUCCAACUUCAACACCCUCAGUUCCCAAUUGGUUGCAACUUGUAAUGAAAAGCAAAUGUAAUGGGAAUUCGAAUAACGCUAAUAAUAAUAUGAGUAAUUAUGUUAAUAGUUCAAAUACUAGCAUCAACAGCAACAAUAACACAAAUAACAUUCAAUCAGUAAAAAUUUUAGAAGCUAUUGCGGAAAUUGAAAAGCAACAGGAAACAAUACCAGAGGAAGAUGAAGAAGAUGAUGAAGAAUUAACAAAACAGGAUAUAAAAGAAUUAGAAAUAAAAGUUGAAAUAGAAUUAAACGAAAUUGGGGAAAAAGCAGAAGUUUGGAAUUUAAGAGACAACUCAAGUUUACUUUCAAAAGCAGAAACAAUAAAUGCUCUGGCUAGCGCAGUAACUCAAGCAUUAAAUGAUUCAAAAACUGAGUUACAAUCGUUUACAUUGCCAAUGAAAAAAUCAAGAAAUCCUUUAUUGCAGCAGCAAUCUAGUGAGGAUGAUUCUUUGAUGAAAUCGAUAGAUGAAAAUCGUGAUGAUAGCAGUGGUUACCAAACAAGGCGAGGUAGUCAAAUGGAUACUGAUUUCAAUGCAUUAUCUGCAGUUAUUAUAGACACAGAAUUUUUGAAUAAUGUCAGCAGCACAGAAACCGACUCUAUUUCAUCCGAUUUAACUAGAAUGUAUGUAAGCGAUGAAGAGCAUGUUCCAAAUCAUUAAAAAAAGCAAAGUUAAAUGUACCUCUUAUAUAUGUAGAUUAUAAUAAAUGGAAAAUAUAUAAAAACAUUUUGUUAAUUUUUAAUAAUUACAAAAAUUUUAUUGAAAAUUGUAUUUUAGUAUGUAUAUUAAAAAAAAUAGUAUUUAAUGAA
Molecule: messenger RNA, 4795 nt
Organism: Condylostylus longicornis
Lineage: Eukaryota; Metazoa; Arthropoda; Insecta; Diptera; Dolichopodidae
Gene: tim
Product: protein timeless
Exons: 16
Biological process (GO): replication fork arrest; DNA repair; DNA replication checkpoint signaling
Cellular component (GO): replication fork protection complex
Molecular function (GO): DNA binding
Source: RefSeq, a predicted model, not a curated record